Molecule: messenger RNA, 1385 nt
Organism: Pelagomonas calceolata
Lineage: Eukaryota; Pelagophyceae; Pelagomonadales; Pelagomonadaceae
Source: the annotation of a GenBank genome assembly
CCGAGCGUCUGCGAGCGCAGAGGCAUCAAAAGAGAGCACUUUCAAAAAUCACGGCUGCUAUGGCUCCGCCACGACGCGUCAGCGCCCUGGCGGCCCUCGUCGCGAGCACGGGCGCCCUCCAAGCACCUUUCCUCGGCAAUCCGGCAAUGCAGUUCGGAAACGCGCCCGCGCUGCCGGUCAUUUGGGAGCGGCCCGUGAGCCGCCCGACGCGGAGGACGCUGCGGAGCCGCGUGACGGAGUUCUGCGCCCGCGGCUGGCUGCGCGAGCAGGUCGCGCGCGGGCGCCUCGCCUACGAAAACCCCACCAUCGAGUCGGCGGCGCCCGCACGCUGCGGCUUCGCGGGAGCUGCCAAAGAGCAGGACGAUGUGGUUGGCGUGAAGAAGAGCUGCGCGGAAGUCAUCAACAUCAAGGCGAACGACGUGCAGUGGCUCGGCUACCAGCGGGACGAGCGCGGCGCGAAGUUGAGACUAAGGAAUUUGGAAGCGGAACUGACGAACUUACAUAGACGUGUUUUGACUCGUGGACGCCGAGGCUCCGUGCGCGCGACGCUGACGCUGCGAGGUACCGAUGUGGAUGGAAGCAUCUGGCUCCGCAACCUCGUCGAUUGCAUCGCGACACGGUUACUAAGAGAAGUCGUCGGCGAGGAGGCCGACGCCGGUAUUGAUUUUGAGACCACAAUAACCAAGGACCGGCUGACGGGGGCGCCCCGCCUGCGGUUGGACGGUGCCACGAAGAGCAACGUCGGCUUCUCGGCCUCAUUUUUAUUGAGAGCUGAGGACGGCGCGCUGACGCUGCGGAGCCCCGAGGUGGAAUUGUCGGGACGGCCGACCUUCCAGAUGCGUCGGGGCGGCGUGGUCGUCCCCGCCGCCAUCCUCGAGGAUCUCGGCAAGUUGUAUCUGUCCACGGUGGCUGUUGAUGCUAGCGCAAGGUCGGGCGCGGCGUUCGCCGUCGUCGACGCCAAGGUCUCGCCGGACGACGACGGCGCCGUCGUCGUGAGCGUCGUGUCGUCGGACGCGACGCGCGCGGCGAUGCAGCGCAUCGCCCGGCGCAACGCGGUGGUCCUGGACACGGAACAGAAAACGAGCGAGUGGCGCGUCAACUUUAAGAGCAUGCUCGACGGCGCGCGCAAGCACCCGCUGCGGCGGACCUUCGUCGUCGGCGAGGGCCUGCCCUGGAUAUUGAAUCCCCGGGCCAGUCAACCGCCUGUGACGGCCUUCGCGACGUUCACGCUCCUGUCGUGGGCCUUUGCCCUCGCGGCGGUGCCGGACACGAUCGUGCGGUCCUUCGUCGGCUUCGCGCGGCGGAUUCGACUCGCCUUCGUGCGGCCGCGGCGGUCACGUGCUCGGCUGUCGAGGGGCUACUAUCCGGCGUAAUACCUGUUUGUU